GAAGUCUUCGUACAGAACAGUACAAUUAUAUUUUUGUGUUCUACGGUGAACCAUUUGAAGAACAUUUUUGUAAUAUUUUUUUUUGAUCCUGUCAACGCCAAUGAUUGGACAUUUUUGUAAUAUUUUUGAUCCUGUCAACGCCAAUGAUUGGGUAGAAUCUCUAGUGAGGAAGAAGCUGCCUUGCUUUGGGUCCUCGAAGUCGGGCAGCGACAAUGACGACUGCUCUGGGGAGAAGGCCUGCCUGGACGCGAAGUACAUCGAUCCCUUUUCCCUGCCCAAUGCCUGUGGAGCUCAGGCUCGCUGCUCGGUACAGGACCACAUUGGAGUGUGAUCCUGCGCAGUACCGGAGAUGCCAAUUUGGGAUGAGUGCAGCUGCAGUACUGCCAGCAGGAUGGAAAGGAGGGUGCCCAGGGAAGCAUCUGCUUCCAUGGAAUCUGGGGUGCCCUGUUCCUGUGUCUGCCAGGAAACCUGCAAGUCGCUCGCCACCUGCCUCCAGUUCUGUUCAAAUAACUUCGGCAUCAAGGAGGGAUUCUUCGGAGACGCCAAGUACGGAAGCCGCAAGAACGAGUUAAGCAGGGACGAUGAUGACUGUUCGAAUGAGACAUCCAUAUGAGGAAGAUCGCCAGCCCUCUGCACCAGCAGCAGUGCCAUUUCAUCGACAAACUGACGAAGCAGCUCUUUUCCUCUGUUUCAACCAAGUCGGCAUCCGGGCCCAAAACUUUCCCGUAGUACUUUUUCAUCGACACCACCUCGACGAUUGUUGUGCAAUUCGGACGAGUCCCUAUCAACGGGGAGUCACUCCUUGGAUGAUCUUUCCCGGCUUUGUUGACCCACUGGAGGAGGUCUUUUCCAGAGGGAAAGGUCUUUUCCCCACUGGGUCAACGAAGGCGGACAACGACCAUUCAAGGAGUGACUGCUCCGUCGUUGGGGAUUUUUUUGAAUUGCGUACUAUCGAAGUGAUGCCGGUGGCUAAACAGUACGAGGAAGCUGUGGGCCCCUAUACCGACUUGGUUGAGAUAGAGGAAGUGGGCUGCAUCGUCAAUAGAGUUGCGAUCACGGCCUGCGCCCGGCGUUUAUCUGCAGACACUCUUGGAACACCGAGGAGCGGUCCCCAAUCUUCGGAGCACAUGCAGAAACCAUAAACAUAAUUAAUUGAUGUAAUACAA
Molecule: messenger RNA, 1166 nt
Organism: Drosophila subpulchrella
Lineage: Eukaryota; Metazoa; Arthropoda; Insecta; Diptera; Drosophilidae
Exons: 4
Coding region: 582-1142 (186 amino acids)
Source: RefSeq, a predicted model, not a curated record